Ambispora leptoticha is the source of this 213-nucleotide messenger RNA. Lineage: Eukaryota; Fungi; Glomeromycota; Glomeromycetes; Archaeosporales; Ambisporaceae. The record is from the annotation of a GenBank genome assembly.
AUGUGUUUAAUGAAUCGACAGACAGACGUUUUGUCAACAGCCAGAGCAAUAAAUAAAGCAACCAUGAAUGUUAAGAAAAAUAAUAAUGUUUAUAUAACUUCAGUAGAUGAUACCCCGCAAAAGAAAAAAAGUAAUAAAAAUCAACCUUUACCUAAAUCUCCAUCUUCCGAUUCCUCAUGUCCUUGUUCCCCAUCUCCCGGUUCCAAAUCGUAG